AUGGCGGCAGUGAAUGACGUCGCUCGUGAUCUGGCUGAUCCGCCACGGUAUCGUCCACCACCGACUCUGGCCGAGAAGGCGGCCAUGGAGCGGGCGGCGCUGCGGGCGGCGCAGGACGCAGAGUACCAGGCGUCGCUGGCAGCCGAUCGGGCAGCGGCGGCUGCAGUGGAGGCUGCCAAGGCCCGGAGAGCCGAUGCGCUGGCGGCACUGGCCCAGCUCGAUACAAAUGAGGCGCCGAAAGACGAAGCGGUGCGGAUCGCACUGCGCCACCGCCGCGGGCGGGCGGUCCGUGUGUGGGCAUCAAGUACACCUGUAGCGCGUUUGUUUGACUGGGCUGUGGCCGAGGCCGGUGCUGCGGCGGCAUCUGUUCGCGGCUCGCUGGUUCUGAUCGUCGCUGACGGGCCGCUCACCCGACUCACCGAGGCCGCCCACGCCGAGGCCAGCCUGGGCGACGUCGGGCUGGAUAGUGGCUCUUUCGUGGUCGACGUCGAACGCUGAGCUCAGACCAGAACCUUGCCGGGAUUCAGAAUGCCUUGGGGAUCGAACACAUCCUUGAUAGCGCGCAUGUAGGCCAGCGCAGUCUUGGACUGCGAGUAGUGGGCAACCGAAGCCUUCAUCUGCCCGAGACCGUGCUCGGCCGAGAUCGACCCGGCCAGUGCAGCCGUCGCUUCGUACACG
This is a messenger RNA of Thecamonas trahens ATCC 50062, 678 nucleotides long. RefSeq lists its product as uncharacterized. Bases 1 to 498 code for a protein of 165 amino acids. NCBI's taxonomy places the organism in Eukaryota, Apusomonadida, Apusomonadidae. The record is from RefSeq and is a predicted model, not a curated record. The transcript has a single exon.